GCCACAGACGGCCUCUUCUCUCGGCGCGGUUUAGUCCAGAUCGUCCAGAUCGUUCAGUGCUUGCGUAGAAGGCAGUGAGUACGUUAGCUGCGCGGUUGCCGGGCCGCUAUGGCUCCGCGCUGCGUCAUGUUUUCUGUGUAUUUAUUGACAGUGAUUAUGGUGUUAACUGUAAAGGGGGAAGCUACGACAUUGCGAACUUGUGAACCCAUACGUGUGGAACUAUGUUGGGGUCUCGGCUACAACGUAACUGGAAUGCCUAACCUUGUGGGCCACGAAAUACAAGGCGAUGCCGAUUUCACUCUUCAGACAUUCUCUCCUCUGAUCCAGUACGGCUGUUCGGCACAGCUCCACUUCUUUCUGUGUUCCGUCUAUGUACCCAUGUGCACGGAGAAGGUCGCUUCACCCAUUGGACCAUGUCGUGGACUGUGCGAAUCAGUGAGAGCCCGCUGUUACCCUGUCUUACAGGGAUUUGGAUUCCCUUGGCCAGCUGCAUUGAACUGUUCCAAGUUUCCAUUGGAGAAUAACCACGAACACAUGUGUAUGGAAGGGCCCGGUGAAGUGGGGGUUGGACCGCGGACUGGACUUGUGUCUUCUGAUGCCGCGACGCCAGCCAUCUCGAGAAUCCCAACUAUAUCACGAACUUCCAGUGUUACACCCUGUUCUCGUUACGUGCGCCAUAACCGUUAUGUGUAUGUAAAUCGCACGAGACGGUGCAACCCGCUUUGUGAUGCCGACGUCUUGUUUGAGAGCCCAGACAAGUACCUGGCUGAAGUUUGGCUGUCCGUAUGGGCUGGACUCUGUUUCAUUUCCUCUCUUAUUGCCGUGCUAACGUUCCUGGUUGAUUCAGGCGGAGGACAAGCGAGGUUUCGAUAUCCAGAGCGCCCCCUUGCCUUUCUGGCACUCUGCUACAACUUGGCUAGUGUGGGAUGGGGGGUUCGGGCCGCGGCUGGACGUACAGCUGUCGCUUGUAGCCCCGACACUCAAAAUCCUUCCAGGCUCCUACUGUCGCAGGACGGACACAUAAACGCAAAUUGCGCUGUAGUUUUCCUCUUGCUCUACUACUUCGGAACCGCCGCCGCAGUUUGGUGGGUGGUGCUAACGAUGUCCUGGUUUCUGGCCGCUGCUCUUCGAUGGACUCAUGAACGAAUCCAGCAACAUUCGUCGCUAUUCCACCUAGCGGGCUGGGGCCUUCCUGCUGCGCAAACCAUCGCAGUGCUCGUCCUACAAGACGUCGACGCCGAUGAACUGACAGGUGCGUGCUACGUGGGAAACCAGGACACCAAGUCACUGCUUGUAUUCGUCCUGGCACCUCAGUUCCUGUACCUGGUGCUGGGCGCCUCGCUACUUCUGCUCGGUUUCCUGGCGCUCUUCCGCCGCCAUCCUCGGGCUGUAAAAGUCGCCACAUCUGCUGCGCGACGCGACGCCAAAGCUGAUAAACUCGAGAUGGUUACUGUUCGCCUGGGAGUGUUCGGCGUACUGUACACAGUACCCACCACCUGUGUGGUAGCGAGCCUCUUUUACGAGUAUUGGUCGCGUGACGAAUGGCUCAUGGUUUCAUCAGUGCCUCGUUAUCAACCUCGGCCAAGUUUGUGGAUUUUUUUGUUGAGACUUUUCAUGUCUCUUGUCGUUGGGGUCACGGCUGCAGUAUGGGUUUGGUCUCCUAAAACACUGCGAGCUUGGAGACGUCUGUUCCACCGAUUGGGUCCUUACAAACAGCCCCCAGUGAAGUGCCAUCCCAUUCAAUAUUAUGCAACUCCCCCUCACCUCCCGUCUUCGGCACAGCAGAGGUCACAGCAUGGACACAAGCCACACAGAAAACAUCGCAAACAUGGCAGUGAGACCACGGUCUAAUGCCAUAAAAAUUAAUUUAAAAGUGCCAAGUGUGUCUUAUCCUUCAUAUUUACUAUUCCUGUACACAUUCUUUAACACUUCUCUCAUAAGAUCGCAAGAUGACAAACAGUUGAGAAAUUUUUCUCGUAUGCACAACCUAGUGCACAGCGAAGCCAAAGCAGGAUUGAAAUUUUUGUCAUUUCUGUGAGUUAUUGUGCUUUUCGCUACUACAAAAAGUUGAAAAACAAAUGAUAAAAUUGCAUUCUGGUGUAUAUUCCUCGCAUGCCGAAAUGCCCGAAGUGUACAUAAA
Cryptotermes secundus is the source of this 2140-nucleotide messenger RNA. RefSeq names its product frizzled-4. The coding region runs from base 109 to 1851 and encodes 580 amino acids. NCBI's taxonomy places the organism in Eukaryota, Metazoa, Arthropoda, Insecta, Blattodea, Kalotermitidae. Gene Ontology annotation, cellular component: plasma membrane. Gene Ontology annotation, biological process: canonical Wnt signaling pathway; non-canonical Wnt signaling pathway. The transcript is spliced from 3 exons. The record is from RefSeq and is a predicted model, not a curated record. Gene Ontology annotation, molecular function: Wnt receptor activity; Wnt-protein binding.